CCAAAUAGAAUAUGCAUGGACCAACAAGAAAACAAUAAUGAAACAAGUGUAACAAAAUGUGAUGGAAGCAUAUAAAGUCUUUAAUAAUGAAUUUAGAGACAAUAAAUACACAUGUAAGUGACCAAAUAAAGAAUAGAAAAAUUAAAAACCACAUGUCAUUGACUAAGUAAGUAAUUGACACAAUUUAAAAUAUAAUACCACCCUUAAAUUUGGAAUAGAUAAUAAUAAACAUGCAAAUUAAAUAACAAUAAUGAAUGAGAAUAACUUACUAUGAACUUGUGGGGAAAUUGAGGUUGAUAGAUGUUGAGAAAAAUAUGAGCAUUAUGUUUUGUUUUGGAGAGAUGUUGAGAAACAAGGGACGGCAUGGGACUAUUUGAUUUUAUUUGUAUAUAUAGAAAUAGGAUUACCUAACUAUAUGUAUAGAAAUAUGACUAUAACUAAUUAGUUAGGUGAGUGGUUGAAUGGUGGGGUGAAUGAGUAAGUUGAAAUGUGGUGAAUAGUUGAAAACUUGAAACUUGAAAACCAGCUCGCAUGUAGUGUAUUAUAUAUAUUAGAUUACAUAGUUUAUAAUAACAAACUUAUGACCAGCGUGGUGGUUAAGAGGCUGCAAUUUUCGGAGGGGAGCUGGGUUCGAGCCCCAGCGUGCGCAAGAGAGUGAGUGAGUUAAUUGUUUAAUUUUUGAAAGUUCAUAUCGCGAUAUUAUUGCGAUAUUAUCGAUAAUAUCGCGAUAUAUUGACCAUUUGAAGUUACCAAUUGAACGAAAAUAUCGUAGCCGAAAUAUCCUUGAAAUUAUUGAGGAAAUUAUCGAUAUAUUGACGAUAUAUAGAUGAAUUUGUGCGAAAAUAUCGCUGGACAAAAAAAACGAUCGAUUUUUAAUACUGUGGUAAUGACAUAGUUUUGGUAAUAUUAAGAAUUCAGUUUGUUUGAACACUUACAAUUUUACAAUGUAGAUGGGAUUUUAACAAUCGGUUCUAGCCAACUAAUUUAUUGAACACUUACAAUUUUACAAGCCAAACUAUCUAGUUCUAGCAUAGAUGUAAUUUUAUUUUUAUUUUUAUUUUUAUUUUUAUGGUGCGUUUGAGUUCAUAUUGCUUUCGGUCUAAGUGAAGAACAGGAGUUUGACAAUGUCUUCUUGCUUUAAGAUCAUGGUUCUUUUAUAUAACCAUAACCACUCUUCCAACAGCACAAAUUUUCAAUUAUUUACUUAUUUAUUUUCUAGUCAACACGGUCAACAGGGGGAAGUCACUUGCAUUUUGUUCUUUCAGGAAUUACAAAUGAUUCCAAGGGCCCAUCUAUUGAUACCUUCCGGUCUACUACCUUUCCCAUUUUAAAACGCUUUGGAGUUCCCUCAGAAGGAUUGGAGCUGGAAAUAAGGAGUCAUGGAUGCGCUCCUAAAGGCGGUGGUGAAGUCGUUGUGGCAAUCCCAGUUGUUCAAAGUCUUGAAUUUUGAAAAUACAAUGGUACAUGCAGCUCGAGGAGUCUUUCAUCCCUUCCUUCCAGAUGUUCACAUAUUUACUGACCAUAGAGCUGGCCCACAAGCUGGAGAGUCACAUGGUUAUGGAAUGUCACUAGUUGCAGAAACAACCUCUGGCUGCUAUAUCUCUGCUGAUACAACUAUAUUUCUCAUGCACGAGGGGAACACAUAUCUGAAGUUGACUAUGAGAAGAAAGAGCUGGUGCCUCCAAAGGAUGUUGGUUUGAAAAUUGCUUCUGUUCUGCUUGGGGAGAUUGGGCAGGGCGGAGUGGUCGAUUCAAAUCACCAGGUUAGUUAUUUUUAUGUAUUGUGCUCCUUCCCUACCAACUUAAUUCUCGUACUUUCUAAUUUUUAUUGAUUUUAGAACUUCACACCAUAAGGCAGAAAUUAAGGAAGCGUGCACUAAAACAGGAAAAUGAUUUCUGGAAAUGGAUGAAAUGAAGGGAAAAGUUGUCCUAGAUGGAAGAUUUGGCAAAAUUUUAGUCUGAGGAAGACCCUUGAAAUUCCUUUAUGAUUUUAUUAAGGCAUUUGCUAUAUA
This is a messenger RNA of Prunus persica (peach), 2011 nucleotides long. RefSeq names its product probable RNA 3'-terminal phosphate cyclase-like protein. Bases 1380 to 1700 code for a protein of 106 amino acids. Gene Ontology annotation, biological process: endonucleolytic cleavage of tricistronic rRNA transcript (SSU-rRNA, 5.8S rRNA, LSU-rRNA). Gene Ontology annotation, molecular function: RNA endonuclease activity. NCBI's taxonomy places the organism in Eukaryota, Viridiplantae, Streptophyta, Magnoliopsida, Rosales, Rosaceae. Gene Ontology annotation, cellular component: nucleolus. The transcript has 3 exons. The record is from RefSeq and is a predicted model, not a curated record.